AGUACGUCCCUUAGUGCCGGAAAUAACGCUAAACAAGCAACCCUGUUAACGUUAAAAAAAUACAAAAUCACUUGUAUUCAUUUCAUACUGCAGAAGAUGUUUAAGUACGUUAGUAAAAAAGGGUACAUUUUUAUCAAUGCGAGCAAAGCAGGGAGGGAGUGAGACCGCCCUUACGAACCGCGGGGAAGUAAAAAACGAGCGACCCCCUUCUUCCACUCCCCAACGAUGAUGAAUACAAUAAUCUAACCAGCUAUUUAUAUACAUUCAUCCUUAAAGUUGGAGACAUUCAGCACAUACAGUGGUGUACAGGUGAAUAUAUUUCUUUGCAUUUGAAUAAGAAGCGGAAGUAAAGUGCAAGAUGGAGAACUGCAGCUUUCACAGCCAGCUACUGUCCGUCAUGGAGGUCCUGGCCAAGGCAGCUGUGACGGAGAUAAACCGGCGUGUGGAUGACAGCUGCGCGGUGCUCCGGCUGGAGGUCAGCCGGAGCCGGCGGGACAUCGACCUGCUGAAGAGGAAGUGUGAGGUGAUGGAGGCAGAGCUGAGGAGGACCAGGAUGAGAGCCUGGAGGAAAGUGUUUUAUCCUCCGGCAGCCGAGAGAUUCUCUCCUAUAGUCAAAGUAGUGUUGAACACAGAGAGACCGAGCACAGACUGGGACAGACAGGUGGAUGCUGAGGCUCAAAUUCAACCCCAGCAGUGCGCAGACAUGGAGCCUGCUUAUGAAGCUGAACACAUGCUGAUCAAAGAGGAGUGUGCAGAGGAGGACGUGUGGCAGAAUGACUCAGAGGACAAACUGAUCUCUGAAGUCGAGCAGGCGUCGUGUUUCGAAGCCCCACAUCCUGCCCAGACUGACAGCUUUGUAGAGCAUCGUUACUCAGCUGAGAGCACAGCCGACCCUGGAUCUUUGGUUUCCCCGAAAGAGGGCUACAACACUUUCCCAGAGCAGCAGCUAAACAGAAACCAAAAUGAGGCAGAACUAGUAGUGAAACACGAGAGAGAGGAAGAGCCCGAUGAGAACGCAGCUCCUCUUGAUUCAGCCCACAAGCUUGUGACAGAGGAAGGUGACGGACAGCUGUGGUAUUCCAGUCUGUGCAGAGACGCUGUCGAUCCAAGCUUCUCGUAUGCUGGGCCAAUUCCCUCUGUGUUCCCAUCUCAGAGUGGAUUGCAUCUGGAAGACAUGGCGCCUCAAAUUCACUCAGUAGGGAAAUCACACUCAGUCGUGGUGAGUGCAGCACGAGUGAAAAGACGAGCCAGGACGUUUGGAUGUAAGAGACCACAACCAGACGAAGGACACAAUGCUUUAUCUCAGAUUAACACCAUGGAUCAGUGCUUGGUUCCUCAACAAUCACAGCAUCAGUACAGAGACUCUGCGCCUCACGUGAGGAACCCAAACGAGGAUACGAUGCCGCCAAGCCCAGCGGCAUCCUCUUUCUGCGGGCACGGCCGUGGCGGCUUUGGCCUGGCGAGGAGGAUGAGGACGCCCUGGAGGUCCGGCGUCAGCGAGAAGAGGUUCAGCUGCACGUACUGCAACAAAACCUUCAUGAGGUUCAGUCAGCUCAAAGAGCACCUGAGGAGUCACACGGGGGAGAAACCGUUCAGCUGCCUGCAGUGCGGCAGGAGCUUCACCAAACAGUGCAACCUCAUCAGACACGCGGUGGUCCACAGCGGAGAGAAGCCCUACGAGUGCUCGCUGUGUGGGAAGUGCUUCACCCAGCGCUCCAGCCUGAAGUCCCAUCAGAAAACUGCUCACUGAGCUUACAGGGUUUUAUUUUAUACAUCUGAGUCCUGUGUUUAGUAACUUCAAAAACAAUCCAUGUUUUCUAAAAACUGCCAAAUCUUUAACUGGCGAUAUAUUGAUAAAACUGUUUUGUUUGUUUUUAUUGUUUUUAAUAUAAAAUAUGUGAUGAUAUUGAUAUAAUGAAACAGACUCUUAGCUUAAAGGGCCACACCAGUGUGGUUGCAAGUUCAACUACAAAUCAUGUACACUUUGCUUUUUUUCCUGCCGCUCUAGGUUUCCAUUCUUUUCUGUACAGUAUGAAAAACAGUUUAGUGGGCCAAAAGAUGCAAAACCACUGGUAUGGUCCUUUAAAUGUGUAUCUUCCUGUUUUGAAAGGCUUAUCUGACUCUUUUAGGUGAGUUAAACAAACAGUGCAUACUUUGGUCAUAUCAGUUUCAGGUCUUCAGCUCGUUGCCUUCCCCGACCCAUUUACGGACUAUGUGUACAUUAUCACGCUGCUUAUACACUGCCAGAGAUUACCUACCAGGACCCUGAAUUAGGUAUAUUUUACAUUGCUGCUGACCAUGAAGGCAAAAUGUUUCAGAUUUUUCACUGUAUUCUGGUUUCUAUUUAUUUCUACAUAUGAAAAUCUGUUAGCGGAGUCUUUCUUAAAUUUCAUCACAUUGUAGGUCAAGUCUGCAUUAAAGUUAGUCGGUUACUUUAUCAUUGCAUGGCAAUCUAGUUUUAGGCGCAAAUUUGUGGGGGAAAGUCUGCACUGUAUUACCUUUAUUAAGUCUGGCAAAAACUUAAUAAAGUUAGACUAGUUUAUGAGCAAACGUGAGGCCGACCUCGGCCCCAGUUUGCGCCUCUAAUGUAUUAUCAUUACAUUGAAGUCAUUGCUUGAUUUGUACUAUGUUAAACAAAAUUUAAAAUGUUAUUUUCAGAUAUAUUUUUAUCACUGUUGUUUUCCCUUAUUUCAUGUUUUCACACAUAAUAAAAUAACAUGCUUAUUUUUUUACAGUUUAGUACAAAAAUAAGCAAGAUGAUAUGUCACAAUCUUUUUUUGGAUUAGCAAAUAGUCACAACUUUCAACUUUUUAUUCUCUUUAUUCUAUACUUUUCUGACUUUUAGUUAAGUCGCACUGAAGAAAAGACAAACACAAGAAAAACUCUCUCAAAGGGACAGCUUUGUUAUUCGAUCAGCAAAAACAGCAAAGCAGGUAACAAACUUUUUACACAAAUAUACAAAGGUAAGACAUCAAAAAGGUUUUCUCAUAAAUAUCAAAUCAGAUCAUUUAUACUGUAAAACAGUGUCAUAAAAGUUACAUUGGUUGCAUAGAGAAGUAGUGAUAAGUAGUUCGGAGGAGAUCACUGUAUAUAUCACUGUACAAGUGCAUUUUAGUUCCUAUUGAAGUGAACAGACUGAGAUCAGCAGAAUGUAACGAGCAUCAUAAGGAAGUGCUGGAGCAGAGGCAAACACGGUUCACGUUCAACAAAUAUAAAUCUAAUUUCAGAACAGUCAUUUAGUUUGUACACUGAAAACAUUCAGAGGAACACUGAAAACGGUUUUGAUGUUAAACAAACUUUGUCAAUGUGACUCAAUGAUAAAAGAAGAGGAAAUGCCUUUACCCCAACCUGCGACAUACUCGCUAAUCUCACCUCUUCCAUAUCAGUGAAGCAAAGUAGAGUGGACCACAAAACAUCAAACAGAAAGUCUAUUUCAGAUAUUCACUGGAGUGUGUUAAUUAAAGUUGAAAAUGACAUGAGACCACAAAUUUAAAAAGACAAAUGGAACCAAAUGUUAGCAGCAACCACAUAAGGGAGUGUUUCAGAGUUCUUGCUGUGAGGCAUUUAGCUUCAGUUUGGAAGGAAAUCUCGAAUUACAGGAAAUAUGCUCCAAUUAAAAGGAAAUAUACAGUGAAUUUUAAGUUAAAUCUUGCCACUUCAACUUGUACUAUCUUUUCAAGGAAAAACAUGAAGGAACAAUUUACCCCAAAGUUAAAUUUAUCUAGUACUAAUAAUUUGUGAUGGAACAAACAUUUGUAUAUGUUUAGAUGUUUUUUCAAACACUGCUCAGCUCAGCUCAGCUCUGUCUGGUUUGGAUAUUUUCCUCACAAAACAGGAGUUUUCCACUCAUCUGAAUGGAAAGAAGUGAAAGACCAAGUUGCGUUGUUUCUCUCAAAUCAAAAGAUUAUUCAUCCAACCCAACGUUGUACUCUGUGAGACUGAGUCAUGUGCUCCUUUUAAGUAAAAUAAUUCCGUCUUUUGAGUUUAAGUAAAGUUCACCGGUUUCUUUUUUCUUUAAGAUGCUAGAGUUGAGAUUGAAUUAAAUCUAGUGGGGAUUUUGUAUACUCAUAUUAACCAUAUGACAUUUUGACUUCCUCUUGUGCAGGGGGUAGUACAAAUUGAGGGUAGCAGGCCGAAUACACUGCAUGGUCAGACCAGGAAAGCCUCUCCUCAUCUCAGCACCAGCAUCACGUUGAAACAAUGAGCUCAUAGCAACUUGUUGGAAGACACGUUGUUGUCAGGACAUAUCUGCAGCAUUUUGACACAGUGAAUUGUCCUUUUUUUGUACAUAGUUCAUGUAUAAUUUACAUUACUGCUUGUCUUUAUUAUAAGUUUGACAUAAGAUUGAUUUCCCAUGCUCAGGGAGCUCCUACUUUCUAUGAAUUUCGGUUUUGACUUUAAAACAAGACUAUGCAACUUUUGCAGAACAGCAGCCACUGUGGCCAUAAGUGGCAAUUACAGCAUGAUGGCACAUUGAUUUUCUGAAGAUUUUCUAAGGUGAGUUGCUUUAAUGAAAAUAUUCUCGUGGGUCAAAGUGCAUUCUUGCCCUUGGAAACUGUAUUUUGAUCAAAAAAAAAAUAAUCUUAACUCUGCAAGGUGACACAAAUGGUGUGUGUUGCACUUAACAGUAGCAAAAGGAGAUAAAAUCAACAAAAUGACUCAGUAAUGCGAGUUACACCACAACAUCUAAACUUUCCUAACAUUAAGCUACUGGUCACACCAGACCAAGUAUGGCUAAAUCCCUGAGCAUAUUGAAGUGAGUAAGUUUUAUUUCAACUUUUAAUUUGUAAGAGGAAGAUUGUGUUGUUUUGUCUUUCAAAAGUUACAUAGUCUUGCUUUAAACUUUAGAUUUAGAAUUUAGAGUGAUAACUCAUCAUAGAGAAAUGUUUUUAAAAAUUUUUUUUAUUUCAUCAUCAUUGCAUGUUAAGAGAGUUGCAAGAGGGGGCUGUUUUGAAAACUUGUGGUGCAUUCAAGCAAACUCUGACAUCUGGGAUUGAAAGUUGGCUUUCAAACAACAACUUUUAAAUACAAAAACAUUACAAGGUCCUUUUUACAACGUCCAUGUUUGCCUACAGUUUUGUGUUCUGGAUUUGACAACAGUGCUUGUGAACGCUCUGCUUUGACUGUUGAAUGGUGUUAGUUUGUCUUAUAGAGCCUCUGACCAAACAAAAAGACCACUAUGUCAUCAAGUGGCUACCAGACUGCUGUACUUAUAAUUAGUGGGCUAAAAGUUGAUAAAAUCACCGGUGUGGUCCUUUAAGAGCUCAUAAAGGCAAUGCAACAGUCAUGGACUCAUUGACAGUGCUGAAAAAUACAAUCUGACCUUUAGGGUUUUUUAGAUCAAAUGUAAUGAAAUGAAAUCCUAAAUAAAACCAUCUCCUCUCUAAAUUCACUUGCUGUUGCUAGGCAGAGUUCCCUGUGAAUUAGUUGGAGGAGACUUGUUGGUGUAAAAUAUUUUACCACUGCAGUCUAGUUCUGGGUUGCUAGGAUGGUUUAACAUCUGUCUCGUGAGUGUUGUUUGUCAGACACUCAGUUAUUAGAAAUCACCUCUAAUUUUCUCAUCUGAAUAUUAGCCUCGUUAUUCAGAAAAAUAUGGGAUUUUUUUUAUUUAGUAUAAACAUUUGUCUAGAACACAAGGGGAACAGUAUCACACACACAAGCUUUGAUUUUUAAACACUCACACAUACACAACACAAGGGAUCUUCAAUACCCCUUGUCAUAGACAAGACGCCUAAUAUAAGAAACUUUUAAAGGAAAAAAAUCUACAUCAUCUCACAAUAUUAAAUAUAAACAACCUUCUCAAAAAAAUAAUCUCUAUCCCGGGUGUCCAUUGUGUUGAUAAAACCUUUUUCUUCUGUGCUAAAUGGAGACUUGUCACACCUGGGUGCUACUAUCUUUGAAAGAUAGUUAUUUGUCUACAUCAGG
Messenger RNA from Siniperca chuatsi (mandarin fish), 5925 nucleotides. RefSeq lists its product as uncharacterized. Gene Ontology annotation, biological process: regulation of transcription by RNA polymerase II. The record is from RefSeq and is a predicted model, not a curated record. NCBI's taxonomy places the organism in Eukaryota, Metazoa, Chordata, Actinopteri, Centrarchiformes, Sinipercidae. The coding region runs from base 359 to 1750 and encodes 463 amino acids. The transcript is spliced from 4 exons. Gene Ontology annotation, molecular function: RNA polymerase II cis-regulatory region sequence-specific DNA binding; DNA-binding transcription factor activity.